Molecule: messenger RNA, 2030 nt
Organism: Pocillopora verrucosa
Lineage: Eukaryota; Metazoa; Cnidaria; Anthozoa; Scleractinia; Pocilloporidae
Product: cyclic nucleotide-binding domain-containing protein 2
Source: RefSeq, a predicted model, not a curated record
GUGAUACAGUUGAUGUACUUGCCUCUUAGUCAUAUUCCCCCUGUUUUGAGACUUUUCAAGGGUUUAUCCUUUCCUUUCAACGACGUCAAUGCUUCCAUCGUUUGAAAAGAGACCGUAUUUGUUUUCAAAGCGAGAUACAAAUCCGAACUGGCGAGAAUUAAGUGCAGUUAAGAACGUCAUCAACGUUACAGACGUCGAGUGUUCAGUAACCGAGCGUGAACGCGCUAAAAACACUAAAUCGCGAUUACAUUCUCGAUCAAGUCAUAGACACGAUAGCCUUCCUACGAUAAAAGAAACGUCAGCCCCAGAUUUAACACGAACUUCGACACCAAGCACAGCAGCGGUAAGCGAUGAAGGCGGUCAGUUGCUUGGAUCGAAAAACGAAAACGUCCGUUUGUGCAUCAAACGAUGGAGGAAAAUGGGCCUGAGCAGAUCGAAUGCGUCCACCUUUCAUUUCGAGCCCCUGCAGAGUUUCAAAAAAUUAGCAAGAAUAGUGCUGAUUGUGAUUAGACUUGGAAAUGCUCUUAAAAGUGACCCCAAAGCCAUUUUCCGCGAGGAUGGAAUUUCUAAGUCGUUACUGGAGAUCAUGGAAGGCUACAUGACAACAAGAGAAAAACACUUAAAGGGUGACAAUAAACAGAACAUUCCUGGUUUCUCUACUUCUGCUCUUGUGUUUGACCCAAAACAAUUCAAGGCCAAUAAAGAGGUAAAGAUUAGCAAGGAAGUCAAACAGUUGUUAACCACCUGGCCAGAUGUGCGCACAAGCGACCAACUUCAAACUGUGUUGUACGCUCUUCAAACCUUGGAAUCUUUCUCUGAGCUCCCUCUCCAUAUGCAACAAGAUGUGUGCAAAGUUGCCUGGUUACAAAGCCUUCCCCCGAAUAAAGUAAUCAUAAAACAAGAUCACGUGGCCGAAAACUUUUAUUUCAUCAUCAAUGGAACGGUAACUGUGCUAUCCGAAAAUGAUCCAACAAAGGACUCGCCAUUUACGUCUUUGGCAACACUGAAGAGAGGAUCCAGUUUUGGAGAGACUGCCAUUAUGAACAACGUCCGCAGGACAGCAUCUGUGGUCAGCAACGAUCCUGUUCAGCUCUUAGUAAUAGGAAAGGAGGAUUAUAAGAGAAUUUUUAUGGGUCAGACCAAAUCAGGAGAAGAGCCUGCGCAUCUCAAAUUUUGCAGAAAUCUAGACUUUCUAGCCGACUGGCCGGUUGAUCUACUACUUGCACACCCGGAAAACUGCCUUUUUCAUUACUUCAGAAGAGGAACAGUGAUUGUAAAAGACAGUAACAAAUCUGACUGGCUAUACGUCAUUGUCUCGGGAGUUUGCCAGAUUCUUUUGAGACUUGAAAUAUCCAAACCAAAGUUGUGUGGAAAAAAGCAUUAUCGAUAUAGCGAAGACAUAACCGCAGCAGAAAAAUUGGCGCAUUUAACGGUGGAACGUCACAGGAAAACUAAUUACUCCGCUUCCAGAUUAAGAAGAAUGCCAAAGAACAUGGACAAAUUAGCUUUCUCAAGAUAUCAUGUGGAAGGACGUCGCACAAAAUCCCUUCCACCUGUGUUCCCCGUCACUGAAGUGUCGUCCACCAACAACAGUCAACUUAGAAAACAAACAGCCUUUGUGCAGUUGGGUCUUCUUCAUCCUAGGAGUGUUUUCGGUUUAUCAACGCUUCCUAAUUUUGAUGAAGACUCUCAACUCCUUCAACAAGCCAGUGUCAGCCUUGUCAGUCGAGGAGCUGAAUGUGUUAUGAUUUCUAAGAAGUUCUUCAUAAGCCAAGCAAGCGAGCUAACCAAAAAAUGGAUCCGACAUAAUGUGCGUUCUUACCCGUCAAGAGAGACGCUUCAAAGAAAUCUUCAAGAAAGGAUCAACUGGGAUGCUUACAAACAAGACGUGAUACAAACUGUUAUAGCUAGAUGAUAUUCAUUUUGGAUAUGGAAGAUCAUUGUGAGCUUACCCAGUUACAGAAAAUCUUGUAAUCUUCAAAAAUUGUUCCAUUUUAAGUUUCAAAAAACGAAAUGUUGACCUCCUUCAA